AUGACUUCUCUUCGUGGUAGCGGUGGGAGUGGUGGCGGCGGUGGUGGCAGCAGUGGGAGUGGUGGCGGCGGCCGUCAUGGCAGUCACGGUGGAGCUGUUCAGUGGGGAGUUUCUGGCAGUGGCCAGAUGCAGCUGCAGCGGCGUCAGUGUGAGACCCUUACGUCCCAGCAGCUUCGUGAGUGGCACGCUCAGCGUGAGGCGUCUCGGAGUACUGCUCGCUGCCCGUACAUUGUUCGCACAGGUGAUCAGGCUGGUCAGACUUGCGGGACAGUUGGCCACACACAGUCCUGCCGCUUCUCCUGUCUGAGCGACGCCUGGCGCGCAGAGUUUGGCGACGAGGCUGAGCUCCCCCGCUGGCUAGAGCUGCUUCGGAACAAUGUGGAUAUAUUUGCUCUAGACUAUGACGCUAUCCUUACUGCCAUGUAUGCUUUGACUGUUGGUACUGAGGGUGACUGUUACCUGUGUGUGCUGCCUGACCCAGGUAUAGAGGCUGCUGCUCUUGCUGAAUUCUUGCACGUUCCUCCACUGUUCUCCCGUGUCCGGCGGUUCCGUCUGGCUCACUCUCAGGUCUUCACCUCCCCUCGUUCUCUACGAACUUGCAUGCACUCCCGCCUCCUUGUCUCUAGUCUUCCCAGGUCUCUGCCUCCCCGCCUGCCCCGCCCUGCCUUCUUUGCGUCGAGGGGCGGCAGCGCGCCACCCCUCACUCCUCCUCGUUUCCCCCGACGACUGCUCCCCUGCAGACUCUCCACAUGGACGUGUGGGGCCCAGCCCGCGUCAGUGGACAGGGCCGCGAGCGAUACUUUCUGCUGGUUGUUGACGACUACUCGCGUUACGGGGGAGGUCCCUAAUAUCUUGAUCCCUUGGAUCCAAGCUGUUCGUCUCCAGCUCCGCGAACGGUUCCGCACGGACCUUCCUGUCCUGCGUCUGCACUCUGACAGAGGUGGUAAGUUCUCCUCCGACCUCUUGCGGGACUUUUGUCGUGGGGAGAGCAUCGAGCAGUCGUUCAUGCUUCCGGCCUCUCCGCAGCAGAAUGGGAUUGCUGAGCGCCGCAUUGGCUUAGUCUUCGAGGUGGCUUGUACCUCCAUGGUCCAUGCAGCUGCUCCCCAUUUUCUGUGGCCGUUUGCGGUCCGGUACGUCGCGCAUCAGCUCAACCUCUGGCCUCGUGUCUCCUUGCCGGAGACCUCGCCUACACUGCGUUGGACGGGGGAGGUUGGUGAUGCGUCGGUGUUCCGUGUCUGGGGCUCUCAUGCAUUUGUCCGUGAUACCACCGUGGACAAGCUCUCCUCUCGCGCCAUUCCCUGCGUCUUCCUUGGCUUUCCCCCUGACGCGCCUGGCUGGCAGUUUUACCAUCCCACCUCGCGCCGUGUUCUGUCCUCUCAGGACGUCACGUUUGACGAGUCGGUUUACUUCUACCAUCUCUUCCCCUACCACACUGCCCCUCUCCCCGCACCCCUGCCGCUCUUCCUCGCUCCAGGUCCCCCUCCGGUAGACCCCCUUCCCCCUCAGGGUCCUGCUCCUUCAGGUGUCUCUCAGGUAGACCCACUUCCCUUGGCUGAGCCUGUCGAGGUCACUGGUGACUCUGGUGCUGCUGGGGGUGGUGCUGCUAGGGGUGCUGCGUCUGGGGGUGCUGAGCCUGCGGGUGCGGAGCCUGGGGGUGCUGAGCCUGAGCGUGAGGAGCCUGGGGGUGCUGAGCCUGCGGGGGUACUGCGUCUACCCGGCGGGAGCCUCUCUCACCACAGCAGCUGCGCGAGUGGUUUACUUGGUGCACCCGCCUUCGGGGUGGCACAGCUGGAGCUGGAGGCGUUGGAGCUGGAGACCCUAGAGUUGGAGGCUUUGGAGCUGGAGGCACUGGGGCUGGCGGCCCUGGAACUGGAGGCGCUGGAGCUGGAGGCGCUCCGGCUGGAGACGCUGGAGCUGCUCGGGGUGCUGCGUCUGGCGGUGCUGAGCCUGGGGGGUGCUGAGUCUGGAGGUGCUGAGCCUGGUGGUGUUGCCUGCACGAGUGGUUUGCUCGGCGCACCCGCCUUCGGAGUUGCGCUGAUGGAGCUGGAGGCAUUGGAGCUGGAGGCACUGGAGCUGGAGGCACUGGAGCUGCAGGCGCUGGAGCUGGAGGCGCUGGCGCUGGAGGCACUGCCGCUGGAGACGCUGGAGCUGGAGGCACUGGAGCUGGAGGCACUGGCGCUGGAGGCGCUGGAGCUGGAGGUGCUGGAGCUGGAGGCACUACCGCUGGAGACGCUGGAGCUGGAGGCACUGGAUCUGGAAGCACUGGAGCUGGAGGCAUUGGCGCUGGAGGCGCUGGAGCUGGAGGUACUGGAGCUGGAGGCACUGGCACUACAGGCUCUGGAGGUGCAGGCGCUGGAGCCGGAGGUGCUGGAGCUGGAGGCACUGGAGCUGGAGGCGCUGGAGCUGGAGGUGCUGGAGCUGGAGGUGCUGGAGCUGGAGGCCCUGUGCAGCAGCGCCCACUCACCGCUGCCUGCCCCCCCUCGUUACGUUGAGCAGCCAGUCUCCCUUAUAGAGCGUCAUGAGCCUGCGUCUCGUCCUGCCUCCCCUGUUCGCACUGUUCGCCGUGCUCGUCGUAUCCCUCAUCCGCGUCCUCCUCAUGUGACAGGUACUCACACUAUGGCACUUCGUCCUUCCUCUGUUCUACAGCGUGUCCUCCUGCCGUCUCCUCCUGUGUCCUCUCUUCCUAACGUCUCGGACCCUGCUUCUGACUUGGUUCGUGCUGCCAGCCCCGCUAUCACACGUCUCCUGGCCACAUUCGUCACUGACCCGUCGUUUGAGUCUACUGUUGCGUCUGCCUUAGUUGCUGAGCUUGUGGACUUUGCUGCUGCGUGUCGUCUAGACUACGCCGCUAGUCUUGUUGCUGAGUUUGAGUCUGUCUGUCCUCCGUCCGUCGCGGGUGAGUGUGCUCUUGGCACGAACGUCCUUGAGGACAGGCACGAGGACUUUGAGUGUCUUGCGUCUGCUGUACCUCAUCUCAUGGCCUGGCUGCUUGCACCUGAGGGAGACCCGGAUGCACUGGACAUCCCGACCCCGCGCUCUUACGCAGAGUCGACUUUGGGUCCCUACUCCUUUCAGUGGCAGAUAGUUAUGGACGCAGAGAUGGCAUCUUGGAAGUCCACAGGCACUUACGUCGACGCAGUUCCCCCUCCUGGGGCGAACAUAGUCGAUGGCAUGUGGAUUUUCAGGACCUUCUCCCCCACCCCGAAGAUGACCACUCUUCGGGUGCUGCUGCACGUUGCCGCUCAGCGUGACUACGAGCUGCACUCUCUUGACUUCAGCACAGCUUUCUUACAGGGCAGCCUGCACGAGGAGAUCUGGCUGCGCCAUCUACCUGGCUUCACUGGGUCGUUUCCUGCAGGUACCCAGUGGAGCCUCCGACGACCAGUAUACGGUCUCCGCCAGGCGCCUCGUGAGUGGCACGACACACUGAGGAUGACACUUGCGGCUCUUUCGACUGCUGACCCGCCGCUUGUUCUGCGCACAGACACUUCACUGCCGCCGUUCUACAUCCUUGUGUACGUCGACGACUUGGUUUUUGCCACUGCUGACACUGAGGCACUGGCCCUUGUGAAGUUGGAGCUGCAGAAGAGACACACGUGCACAGACCUGGGCAUGGGGCUUCCGCUUGGAGGACAGGGUCGAGUUGUCCUCACUGGACACUCAGACGCCUCUUGGGUUGACGACCUGGCUACGCAGCGGUUGUCACAGGGUUACACCUUCAGCCUUGGCUUCGGCUCUGUUUCGUGGCGUUCUACUCGCUCGUCUUCUGUUCUCAGCUCCACUUGUGAGGCUGAGAUCUACGCAGGAGCCAUGGCUGCACAGGAGCUACGCUGGCUCACCUACCUGCUGACCGACUUGGGAGAGGGGCCUCGUUCCCCUCCAGUUCUGUACGUAGACAACAAGGAUGCGAUUGCCUUGUGUCAGGUGCACAGACUGGAGCACUAA
This is a messenger RNA of Closterium sp. Yama58-4, 3945 nucleotides long. Lineage: Eukaryota; Viridiplantae; Streptophyta; Zygnematophyceae; Desmidiales; Closteriaceae. The record is from the annotation of a GenBank genome assembly.